This is a messenger RNA of Aspergillus fischeri NRRL 181, 930 nucleotides long. RefSeq names its product putative mitochondrial GTP/GDP transporter Ggc1. Lineage: Eukaryota; Fungi; Ascomycota; Eurotiomycetes; Eurotiales; Aspergillaceae. The coding region runs from base 1 to 930 and encodes 309 amino acids. The transcript is spliced from 7 exons. Gene Ontology annotation, molecular function: guanine nucleotide transmembrane transporter activity. The record is from RefSeq and is a predicted model, not a curated record. Gene Ontology annotation, cellular component: mitochondrion.
AUGUCUCCUGCCAUCGUUCAAGCCGGUGCUGGCUCUGCCUCUAAGGAUGUCAAGAAAGAAUCGGCGACUGCUCGUCUGCUAGGCUCAGGAACCGCCGGUAUUGCCGAAUUGAUGGUUUUCCAUCCCGUUGAUACCAUAGCGAAGCGAUUGAUGAGCAAUCAGACACGAAUCGCAUCCACCGAAGUCUUCAACCAGGUCGUCUUCAAGGAGUACGCAACUGCUCCUAUCGGACGCAAGUUCACCUCCCUCUUCCCCGGGCUGGGCUACGCUGCUGGAUACAAGGUUCUGCAAAGAAUUUAUAAGUAUGGUGGUCAGCCUUUUGUUCGGGACUAUCUCGCCAAGCACCAUGGCUCCGACUUCGAUCGUGCUUUCGGAAAGGGGACUGGCAAGGCCAUCAUGCACGCUACUGCUGGAAGUUUGAUCGGUAUCGGAGAAAUCGUCCUUCUGCCCCUUGAUGUUCUGAAGAUUAAACGUCAGACGAAUCCCGAGGCCUUCCGUGGACGUGGCCUCUUCAAGAUCAUCUCCGACGAGGGUAUGGGACUCUACCGUGGCGCUGGCUGGACUGCAGCUCGUAACGCCCCCGGAUCUUUCGCGCUCUUCGGUGGUUCCGCUUUUGCAAAGGAGUACAUUUAUAGCUUGAAGGACUACAACAAGGCCACAUGGGGUCAGAACUUUGUGGCGUCCAUCUGUGGUGCUAGUGCGUCUCUGGUCGUGUCUGCUCCUUUGGACGUCAUCAAGACUCGUAUCCAGAACCGCAACUUUGAGAAUCCCGAGUCUGGCUUCCGAAUUGUGUCCAACAUGAUGAAGAACGAGGGAUUCACCAGCUUUUUCAAGGGCCUGACUCCUAAGCUACUGAUGACCGGGCCAAAGCUCGUUUUCAGCUUCUGGCUGGCCCAGACCUUGAUCCCUGCAUUCGGACAGGUUGUCUAA